This is a messenger RNA of Diospyros lotus (date-plum), 2684 nucleotides long. RefSeq lists its product as uncharacterized. NCBI's taxonomy places the organism in Eukaryota, Viridiplantae, Streptophyta, Magnoliopsida, Ericales, Ebenaceae. Bases 1108 to 2460 code for a protein of 450 amino acids. The record is from RefSeq and is a predicted model, not a curated record. The transcript is spliced from 5 exons.
UAAGAUCUAACCGUCCGAUGGGUUUCAUUUUAAUAUAUGUUGAUAUUCGUGGCGAGGGCUUCGUAUCGGUAUAUUGGUCGGCCAUUUUUGGCCGGCCGGCGGCGGUCGCCGGCGGUGGCAGUGUGUUGGAAAGAAAAGAAAAAAAAAAGAAAAGAAAAAGAAAGAAAAGAAAAGAAAAGAAAAGAAAGGAAAAAGAAUAAAAGGAAAUAAAAAUAAAAAAAAUAAAUAAAAUAUAAGGAAAAAGGAAAUGAGGGCUUUUGGGGUUGGGCAUGUCGGGUUAGGUUUUAGCCUAGGAUGGCGGGGCCCGAUUGGGUUUUAGGAUGGCCCAAUGUGUUGGGCAUGACUGACCCAGUUGUGGCAGCCCUUGGGCUGGCCCACUCGGCUUGUUCUCCCUUGUCGCUUGUCCGGGAACCUAGGAUGACUUGGUUAGGUUGGUCCUACUCGGGAUAUCGAUGUCAGUUUAAUUUGGGUUCUCUUUAGGUCUCCUAGAAUUGGCGAUAUGAUUGGCGAGUCAUUUUGUUGAUCGGAGUCCUAAGGAUGAAGCCCUAUUAGACGACUCGAGGCCGAGUAAGACUGACCCCGAGUGCGUUCUAGGCUAGCCUAUGAUGAUGACGUGGGUUUAUUUCGAAUCCUGAUUUCUGAUGGAUUCCUUUUUAUCUGAGGCUAGAAUAUUGCAAUUUAUUCCUUUUAAACUAUUUAUUAAAUUAUUAAUUAAUUAUUAAGUUUUCAAGAAAAUUUAUCAAUUUAGUUAUAAAUAUAUAUAUGUAUGUAUUUUUGAUAAAGGAGGAAUUUAGAUAAAAAAUAUAUUAUCUAUAUUAAAAGAAAACUAGUUUAUGGGUAAAUAUAUAUAUAUAUAUAUAUUAUGAUAUUGCAGCCUAUAAGUGGGUGUGUAGUUCCACUAUACACUUACGCGUAGCAAGCAAAGCGAGACAUGAUGACGUAGUAGAUGGCUUAGCUCGAUGAAUUCCAUGACGCCAGAUUUGAAUAUUGCGCGGGCCAAGGCUCAGAUUCUCAGGAUUUUGUUCGAUCUUCUCCCCAGACUCGGACUUGAGUCAUCAUUUCCCAGGGAAUUCUCCUUUUGAUUAUUGGUCCAGCAGAUCUUCUGGGAUGAUACCUACUCGUUCUCGGACAGCAUCCAGGCAGACAGAUUCUUUAGGGGGUGAUCAGGCUCCUCAGCCCUCACCUACCAACGGUUACACGGUCAGAGGCCGUGGACGAGGUCGUGGCGAACGACGUGGCCGAGGCCGAGGCCGAGGUAGAGGCCGGGGCCGUGGUUCGGGUCGCAGUGGAGUUGACUUUGAUGGUAGUACUCCGGCGAGAGAUAGGGACCAGCUGAUUAUUGACUCCUUGGCAAACAUCACGGUGCUGUUGACAAAUAUAGUUAAUUCUCAGAGACAGCCAGAGGCGCCAGGGGGUGUGAGCCCUGAUACUAGGGUUGGUGGCGGCACUGGAGAUGGCACCGAGGAUGGCACUAGAGGUGGCACUAGUGGCGGCACUGGCGACGGUGCUGUGGCUGGUGGCGCCAGGGGCGCCGUUAGCGGUGGCGCUGCAGGUGUUGCCGUCGGCACUGGUGAUGCAGGCGAGACUAGGGGACAGCCUCCAGUGGACCUUCCAGUGGACCCUGAGGCCGUUGGGAUAGAUUAUGAGUUUGAGCGGUUUAUGGGUCUGAAGCCGCCCCAGUUCAGAGGUGCGAGAGAUAAGGCUGAAGAGUUUUUGGAUCAGUUGGACAAACUGAAGAGAGGUUCUCGCAUACAUGGCUACCGGAUGGUGGAGCUCACCUCUUUUUGUCUUCAUGGUGAGGCGAGCGUGUGGUAUGAUGUAUUGAAGAGACGGCGGGGUGAUGCCCCGUUAGGGUGGGCUGAGUUCAAGAGACUAUUUUUGGCAAAAUAUGUCUCUAGCACUAUGAGAUUCCAGAGGGCCCAGCAGUUUGAGGCCCUAAGACAGACCCCAGAUAUGAGCGUUGAGCGUUAUGAUGCGUUAUUCACUGAGCUCUCACAGUUUGCACCUGCUUUGGUUCCUACGGAGCAGGACAGGAUUACACGCUUUAUAUCUCGAUUGAUCGAGCCGUGGUUCAGGAGUUUGCACGCCACUCGUUUUGGCACGUAUGAGGAGGCAGUUGAUAGUGCCUUAGCCCUUGAGGCACGAGCAGCAGAGGAGAGGGCAGCUAGAGACUUGAAGAGGGUUAGAGGCGACGCUGGUACUUCCUUCUCUUCUGGGAAGAAGGGGAAGGGCACGACGAGUUUGCAGCCGUUGGCAGUACGCCACCAUUUCCUUCAUUGCCUGCGCCCCCUUCCCAGAGACAGCAGCAGCAGCGGCAGUGGCAGCAGAGACAGGAAGAGAGGCCCCUAUGUCCGACAUGUAAGAAGAGACACUCAGGGGUGUGCAGGUAUGCGAAGGCCCCGAUUACAUGCUUUAGGUGUGGACAGUCAGGUCACAUCCAGAGGGAUUGUUCACAGCUAGGGCGAGGCCCUCCAGGACGACAGGCUCCAGCUCAGCAGCCGACAUCUAGAGCUCAGAGCAGCGCUCCCCAGCCUCGAGGGGGACAUGGCCCACAGAGUCAGCCGAGGGUCUAUCAUAUGACGACUCAGGAUGCCCAGGCAUCCAAUCAGGUGGUGACAGGCUCAGAUUCUCAGGAUUUUGUUCGAUCUUCUCCCCAGACUCGGACUUGAGUCAUCAUUUCCCAG